AAUGAGGCGUGUGUCCUCCACACUUCUCCACACUCCUCUUUUCUCCUUUACUUCCGUCUCAUCAUCCUCCUCUUCCUCUUGUCCAUGGAAACUACUCUGCCAACUUCCCUUCCUCCACAACAUUUAACCCUGGAGCUCCAGAAACAAACCAACCCACAACAAGAAAUCGAGGUUUUCGACUACUCCAAACGAGCCCAGUGGCUCCGUGCAGCCGUCCUUGGCGCCAACGACGGCUUGCUCUCCACAGCUUCUCUCAUGAUGGGAGUUGGCGCCGUCCGAAAAGAUUUCAAGACCAUGAUUCUCACAGGGAUUGCCGGUCUAGUCGCUGGUGCUUUAAGCAUGGCGAUAGGUGAGUUCGUCUCUGUUUACUCCCAAUACGACAUCGAACUGGCGCAAAUGAAGAGAGAGAGCAAAGAUCAGUUUGAAGUAGAGAAAAACAAGAGUCUGCCGAAGCCGUUGCAGGCUGCAGUGGCGUCGGCUCUGGCGUUCGGUGUCGGCGCGGUGGUGCCGCUGCUGGGUGCGGCGUUUAUAAAGGAGUAUGUAGUGAGAGUGGGAGUUGUAGUGGUUGUAGUGAGCUUGGCGUUGCUGGGGUUUGGUGGGUUAGGGGCUGUUCUGGGGAAGGCGCCUGUGGUUAAGUCUUCUUUGAGGGUUUUGCUUGGAGGGUGGGUAGCCAUGGGAAUCACUUUUGGGUUCACGAAGCUUAUUGGGAGUACUGGACUUUAAGUUGAUUUUAAUUAUUAUUCUCGUGUCAUGUCAUAAUGAGUUUGUUUUUACUUUAAUGCUUUUAGGGUUCUUUGUUAAUAAACUAGAUUCAUGCAUGUCUUACCACACCAAUCAUGCCUGGUAAUUCUGGUUUCUCUGUGUGAAGGGAUAAGCUGGAAUCUGAUUGUAUAUUUAACAGAACAAGAUAAGAGACUGUUUUAAUACACUUUAAUCAUCUCAAGCUUAA
Molecule: messenger RNA, 949 nt
Organism: Carica papaya (papaya)
Lineage: Eukaryota; Viridiplantae; Streptophyta; Magnoliopsida; Brassicales; Caricaceae
Source: RefSeq, a predicted model, not a curated record